AUGACAUUCCUGCUCAAUUCCUGUCUCGACAUCUUUGACCUCCGAGCACGAACGAAGACCCUCGACCAAGACCUGGGGCUUUUGCAAGCGAUCGACGAGCGACUGGCCGCCUAUGGCUGGCUCACCAACACUGGUAUAAAGUUCAUCAUCGUCGUAGACAUGAUGGGACGCCCGCCUCCCCCAGACGAGGACAAGCGAAGGUUCCCGGCGGUUGUGGGCCUACGAGACGCCGACUUGAAACCCGCCUUUCGUGCAGUGCAGACUGCAUAUAUUCAACUCAUGUUGAACCCAUUCUACUCGCCGGACGACCGAACGCCGCUACAGAUCGCCAAUUAUGGGGGCCAGAGCCCUGAGAUCACCAGCAAGAGAUUCAUCAACGAGCUACAACGGAUUGGGAAAGUAUGGGCACCGGGUGUCGCAAACAUAUGA
Molecule: messenger RNA, 429 nt
Organism: Capronia coronata CBS 617.96
Lineage: Eukaryota; Fungi; Ascomycota; Eurotiomycetes; Chaetothyriales; Herpotrichiellaceae
Exons: 1
Coding region: 1-429 (142 amino acids)
Biological process (GO): endoplasmic reticulum to Golgi vesicle-mediated transport
Cellular component (GO): cytoplasm; TRAPP complex; nucleus
Source: RefSeq, a predicted model, not a curated record